AACAACAACAAAAAAGACUGAGGAGGAGGCCAAGAGGAGCGGAAAGGGUAACUGAGAAGAAUCAUAAGAUUUCAUUCAUUUUUCAUUUCUUGAUUUAUAAAAAUUCAAUCAAAGAAAGAUGUGGAGAAGAGCUUGUUCUUUAUCAAAACCAUGGAGAUCUGCCAUGAAUCAGAAUCAUCGAGCAGUUAAUUCAAUCUCUUCGACUACUACGAAUACCUGUUCUUCACCGUUCAGGAGGACAUCUUAUCUUUUCUCUACUCAAGCCGAUUCAGUAUCAAAAGUGGGGAAAACGGUGGAAGAUAUAAUGCCAAUUGCAACUGGUCAUGAACGAGAAGAGAUUGAAGCUGAUCUUAAGGGAAUUGAUUUGUAUGCAAUGGAUCAUCCUGAAGGUCCUUUCGGUACCAAGGAUGCACCUGCCAUUAUACAGUCAACCUUUGACAAAAGAAUUGUCGGAUGCCCUGGUGGUGAAGGCGAAGAGGAGCACGAUGUUGUUUGGUUUUGGCUGGAGAAAGGAAAACCACAUGAAUGCCCUGUCUGUACUCAGCAUUUCGAGCUUGAAGUAGUUGGCCCUGGAGGAUCUCCUGACGGUGGGCAUGAUGAUCACCACUAAUGUGCUUGUAUUUUCUAGUUUCGGCGAGAAGAUGGAAAUGUCUUUUCUUUAUUUAAAGGUCAUACAUUGAAAUUUCAGAAGAGUUUUGAAGUUUUUCUUUUGCGUUCGACGCCGUUAUUGUCGGUGGUAUUUUGUUUUGAUGGCCUGGUUAUCCAUUGGACCAGCGGGAACUUUUCUACAGCCUCAGCUUCUUUUUCAAUGCUAUUUUGAAUAUGGCUCAGUUUUUAUUCAACAUUUAUAUUUUCACUUGACAAACUUGAGUUUCCAGGCACUUUUCCCUUGUGUUGUUUACUUUUUAGCUGAUUCUGCAACAUCAACCUUUAUGUAGCAUUGUUAUAAAUGUUUAGCUCAAAAUAAUCAAGCUUCGUGAAAAUGCAAAAUUAA
Molecule: messenger RNA, 994 nt
Organism: Papaver somniferum (opium poppy)
Lineage: Eukaryota; Viridiplantae; Streptophyta; Magnoliopsida; Ranunculales; Papaveraceae
Product: cytochrome c oxidase subunit 5b-2, mitochondrial-like
Exons: 6
Coding region: 119-610 (163 amino acids)
Biological process (GO): mitochondrial electron transport, cytochrome c to oxygen
Cellular component (GO): mitochondrial envelope
Source: RefSeq, a predicted model, not a curated record